AUGUCUGGCCCUCUGACUGCGGCGUACGGCCCUGAAACCAAGACAUUAUAUUCAGACUCUGGCAUAAACCGUCUAGGAUUUUUACGCACGGAAACUGAGUUUCUCCAGGCUGCUUUACACCAUCCCACGGCCCGCUUUUUAGCCCUCAAUGGCGGCCUUCCUCUAGUCGCCGACACCUCGGAUUCUCGCCAAGAGCUGCAUUUUGUUGAGUACGCAUCUAUUGGAGAGCUAAUUGGCGAGCCAUAUAAAUCAUUCGAGGAGCUUGCGAAGGAUCUUGAAGAAGGAAAGGGUACUAAUUAUACGACGGUGCAAGUUGUGUUUUUGGGACUCGACGAGACUAAACCUGGUUUCGCAUACAGGGGGUUCAAUGGCGCCCCUUUGUUCGCAGUAGACACUACUGUUAGAAGCUAUACUUCCAAGCCUUUGGCGGCUAAACUCGAGAAAUUCAACGAAUCCGUCGCUACCGAUACCGUCUCGUUCCGGGGUGUGAUGUUUGGAGUUCGUUUACCAAGACCUUCAUACGGGCUUUUCGCAGAGGCCGCUAUGAUCAUCGACUGGAAUGCUCGGAACAGAUUUUGCGGAAGUUGUGGCAAGCCAACGUUGAGCAGAGAAGCCGGCUUCAAACGACAAUGCAGCCCGACAACCGACAACUCAUGUGAUACAUACCAACGGUUAUCCAAUCUUUGUUUCCCUCGAACUGACAGCUCUAUUAUUGUCGCAGUGAUGAGCUAUGAUGGUGAAAGGGUUCUGAUUGGCCGCAGCAAGCGCUUCCCGAAAAAGAUGUACAGUUGCCUUGCUGGUUUCCUGGAACCAGGAGAGAGCCUGGAAGACUGCGUUCGUCGUGAGGUGUUCGAAGAGUCUGGUGUCAAAGUUGGACGUGUUUUCUUGCAUUCGUCUCAGCCCUGGCCCUAUCCCGCCAAUAUUAUGAUCGGGUGUCUUGCCGAGGUUUGCGACAGCAGUCCUGAAAGCCAUGAGAUCAACCUCGGCCAUGAUCCGGAGCUAGAAGACGCGAAAUGGGUUCCGAUCAAGGAAUUGAGAGCAGUAGUCCAUGGCAAAAACGAUGACGCUGACUUUUUCAUACCUCCUAGCUCUGCUAUUGCGUGGACCUUAUUGGAUGCAGCCACUAAACGGCUUGAGAAACUUUAG
Molecule: messenger RNA, 1146 nt
Organism: Wickerhamiella sorbophila
Lineage: Eukaryota; Fungi; Ascomycota; Dipodascomycetes; Dipodascales; Trichomonascaceae
Product: Peroxisomal NADH pyrophosphatase NUDT12
Exons: 1
Coding region: 1-1146 (381 amino acids)
Biological process (GO): NAD+ catabolic process; NADP+ catabolic process
Cellular component (GO): cytosol
Molecular function (GO): metal ion binding; NADH pyrophosphatase activity
Source: RefSeq, a predicted model, not a curated record